AUGGUGUAUGGGUCUGCACGCUCUACGGCUUUGCGGCAAUUGGAUACCGUACACCACACUGCUCUAAGAAUCUGUUCUGGAGCAUUUCGCACCUCUCCAGUAGAGAGCCUGUAUGUUAUUUGCCAUCAACCCUCUCUCCCUUUAAGGCGUUUAAAGUUAUCUACUCUAUACUAUUAUCGUACAAGAUCUGUCCCUAAUCACCCUAUUUGUCAUAUGAAUCUUCCCGUAGGUCUUCGCAGACUAUAUAAUGCCCGCCCCUCACAUGUUCUUCCAUUCAAUGAGAGAGCAAAAUUGCUCAUGCGUGAUUCGGACCUUUCAAAUGUCACCAUCACGACUGUUGAUUCUUUUUGCUUUCCGCCUUGGGAUGUCCCAUACAUUUCAUUUCUGAAUCCAUUCGCAGGUUUUGAUAAGUCCUCCACUGCUUCUGUUGUUUAUCAGCAACUUUUUCUUUAUCAUCGCUGUCAGUAUUCUUCUUUCACACCAAUCUUUACAGAUGGUUCCCGAUCAGAUGGGCAUGUCGGUUGCGGCAUCAUAAUUCCAUCUGAUACUCUGAGCUAUCGCCUACACAACUGUUGCUCCGUUUUCACGGCUGAGUUGGUGGCAAUUUUCUGUGCUCUACGCGAAAUCUUGCCACUUUCUGAGCGUAAUUUUAUAAUUUAUACUGACAGUCGGAGUGCUUUGGAGACACUCUCUCAUUAUCACUAUCAGAUGCACCCUAUUGCUAUUCAAAUUUUGUGUACAUUACGACUCCUAGAAAAUAGGGGUUUCAAAAUUCUCUUCUGUUGGGUACCAGGGCAUGCAGGUAUUACCGGUAAUGAAAGGGCAGAUUUUGCAGCUAAAUCUGCAUCACUAUUUCUAACGCAAUCUCUUCCAUAUUGUGAUGCUAAGCGGUCCCUUGUACGACACAUCUUUUCUAAAUGGCAGGUGGAAUGGGAUCUGCAGAUCCACAAUAAGUUGCAUCCCAUCAAGCCCACAGUUGGUUUAUGGCCUACUCUACGACAGCGUGAGAAUGAUGUCAAAAUGACUCGCCUACGUAUAGGGCAUACUCGAUAUACUCACCGCCAUCUCCUUUUUGGUGAAAGGGCACCAAUAUGCUCCAAAUGUCAUGUUGAGAUUAGUAUUCAACAUAUUUUGAUUGUCUGUCCUAAUUUUGAAGUUCAUCGUCGUUACUUCUUCCACUCGUCAAAUCUUAACAUACAAGACCUGGAUUUCGCUAACAUUAUAGUCUUCUUUCGCUACAUCUGA
This is a messenger RNA of Argiope bruennichi, 1245 nucleotides long. RefSeq lists its product as uncharacterized. Gene Ontology annotation, biological process: DNA replication, removal of RNA primer. Gene Ontology annotation, molecular function: RNA-DNA hybrid ribonuclease activity; nucleic acid binding. The record is from RefSeq and is a predicted model, not a curated record. The transcript has 2 exons. Lineage: Eukaryota; Metazoa; Arthropoda; Arachnida; Araneae; Araneidae. The coding region runs from base 1 to 1245 and encodes 414 amino acids.